This is a messenger RNA of Benincasa hispida (wax gourd), 1520 nucleotides long. RefSeq names its product PLASMODESMATA CALLOSE-BINDING PROTEIN 1-like. Lineage: Eukaryota; Viridiplantae; Streptophyta; Magnoliopsida; Cucurbitales; Cucurbitaceae. The record is from RefSeq and is a predicted model, not a curated record.
GCAUAUAAAAUAAAAAAGUACGUUACAUAGAAAUGUGAAUGAAGAAAGAGGGAGGUGGUGACACACCCGCCAGUGAGCGUAGGACCAAAGGCAGCACCAAACCAACCCAUCUUUAACCAUCUGGUCGGGUUAACUGAACGUGGGGUUAGGUUAUGAUAACCCACGUGGGUUUAAGACCGUUUGAGUGAAUUUUUACACAAACGGUCAAAUACAUGACAUAAAGCUUUCUCCUCUGCUCAUUUUCCCACACCACAUACGCUUUAUAUAUCUCUCAUAUUUAAUUCACUUCAAAUAUAAAUUGUAAAAUUUAAAUAAAAUAAAAAAAUAAAUAAAUAAAUAAAUAAAAAAUAAAUAAAAAAGCCUAAAACUUUGCCUACUCGUGCUCGUAUAUAAUAAUGUCCCUUCUCUUCUAAUGCUCUUUAAUUUCUGCCAACAAAAAAUUCAAGAAACCCUUUCUUCGUCACUCUCCUCUCCCGUAGCUCACUUUCUUGCCCUCCAUUGAAAUCUGAGCUAUCUGUUCAGGGUUCUUUGAGUUUUUGAGCUUGAAUAUUGCUUUCAGUUAUGGCUGUUCUCGUAUUCCUAGUGUUCUUUCUUGCCCUGACUGGUCGAUCUUAUGCCAACUAUUGUUUGUGUAAAGAUGGGGUUGGCCAACAAGCUCUUCAAAAGGCUCUGGAUUAUGCUUGUGGAGCUGGAGCUGAUUGUUCUCCAAUCCUCUCCAGUGGCGCUUGUUUCCAGCCCAACACUGUUAAAGAUCACUGCAAUUAUGCCGUUAACAGUUAUUUCCAGCGAAAGGGUCAAGUCCAAGGAAGCUGUGACUUUAACGGCGCCGCCACGCCCAGCGUUACACUCACUGCCUCUGUGACCUCUGGUUGUGUCUAUCCUUCUAGUCCCAGCAAUGCGGGAACAUCGCCGACAAACUCCGGCGGAACCACACCGACGAUGACACCAGGGACGCCGUCAACGACGAACCCAGGAAUGACACCGACGGUGUUCGGUAACGGAAUCAGCCCGAGUGGGAGCGGCUCCGGUUUCAACGACGGUAGCGGCGGCGUGGGUUUCAAUGAAAAUAGGAACUUGCUUUUGGCAGUGGGGCUAACUCUGUGGCUUUCCGUAUUGUUUCUCUGGGGAUGAUGAAAAUGGCGGAUCGGAUGGUGGAUCUCGAUGAAUGGUUGAGAUUUUGCCACGUACGUAGGGGUGAAGGGGGGUUACUUUUGACAAUUGGCUUUGGAAGGAAGAAUCUAGAGGCAAACCCCACUAGGGUUUUUUCUUUCUCUUUUUUUUUUUUUUUUUGGUUAUUUUUUUGUUAUUUCUAAUGUUAUUCCAUUAAGAAAAAAGGGGGAAAAAAAAAAGGAGGAAAAUGGGGGAGGAUGUUUGAUUCCUUUUUUUUGAAUGGGGAGGAGGAUGGACUGGAAUCUCUCAUGAACGAUUUUUGGGGGGUUGUGUUGUUGUAUAUGUGCUAGAGUUAUUUAUUUUCUAAUUCAUGUUGGUGUAAUGUAACAUUCUCCAUUCACUUUGAUGAA